AUAAAUAUUAGAAAAAUUAUACCGGCAGCAGAACUACCGUUAGUACUUGUGCUUCCAGUAGCCCAACUUUGUCCUCGGGACAAACGCACCAAACUACCAAUCUGAAGAAGAGAAAAAGGUUGUGYCAGGUUCUGCAUGGAAAGUUCCGUCGCCAAUCACAACAAAAGCUUGCGAGGCUGAAAACAAAUUUGCAACCACCCCAGACCCAUUGAACAGAUCGAAUAGAAUAGAAUAGAAGACAUACCAAGACAGGGGUUCGGUUUGGUUUGGCUAAGGUUCCUGAACACAUACGAUACAGUUCUGGCUUCUACAGUUGCAGCUACCUCGCCGAUAGCAACCCAUCCACGGCAUGAGUGCCAUCACCCAAGAAAUGGCGUCGUCGCUGUCCCUCUCCCUGUCCUUGGUGCCGGCGUCCUCGGCGCCGCUGCAGUCUCCGAUAAGCAGGGAUGGUGAUUGCCCCCGCCGCAGGAGGAAACAGAACCGCAAUCGCCGCCUUCGCAACAGCAAGGCGCAGCUGCUCCGGCUCAACGCUAUCUACGACGACGACAAGGAAGACAAGGAGAACGACAACAGAGGCUGCGGGAGCACGCCGAGGAGCCACGGCUGGUCUUGUUCCACGGCRUCGUCCUCCUUCGUGACACACUGCGACAACAUCGAUGUAGUAGACGCCGAUGACAUGGACAGCGACAUCGAAAGCAGCGACAGCACUUCGUGCGCCAGCCCUUCGUUUCUCGCCCAGGCCCGGGCCUCGCUCCGCGAUCUCGACGAGUGGCUCCAGAUGGCCAGCUCCGAAGAAAGCAGCAGAAGCGGCCGCGAUGCGAGCCGCAACAGCAGCCAACACGCAAAGCGCGGAACCCACGAAACGGUGGGGAGCUCGAAGACSAACRGCGACWGCKCCCGGUCCGGGUCGCUGUCCCGCCGGCACUCCGAGUCGGCCCUGUCGUGGCUGCAGGAAAUCAAGGACGACGACCUGGAGCAAAGGAGACGGAUCGCGGAAGCGAUCGCCACCUCGUCGCUGAAGGAGACGAGUGUUCGGUCUUCUGCGAGCUCCAAAAAAUCCAGGCUCGGGGCUUCCCUGAAGCAGCGAUCCAUGAGGCUCUUUCAGCACAACARCAGCAGCARCAACARCARCAACAGCAAUCACAACCACAGCAAGGAGAAGCCAGAAGACAAUAGCCUGGGGAUCAGUGCAUCGAUCGACAAGCAGGGGCGCAAAGGGGUCKGUGCCUUUUUGUUUCGCGGCCGCCGCGGACAUCCGUCUUCGCCUUGCCCCUCUCAAAGAAAGGAGCGUAUGUGUACCACCUUCGAAGAGCAGCGAUUCGAUGACGAGCACGAUAUCAGAACCGUCAAUACCACGCGUUCUUCCAAAAACGGAGAAAACCCUUUGGGCAUUGGCAGCAAUACCAUGAGCAUCAUCAACGAGAACCAUUCCAGAACCGAGGACCGCCAACCUGCGUCACCGCUGAACAAYAACCACAUCAACACUAACAAUACUACUACUGACAAGGACAAGGACCUACAGCUCAAGCGGGCAAUACUAGGCAGUGCCCGCGUCUUGACCAUGGACGGGCUCGUGGAAUCCUUUGAAUCUCCGAAUCCCGCCGCUUCUAAGGSGUUCGAGGCACGCGGAACCGAAMCCGCUCGCGCUGCCGACAUGGAGACACAGGUGGUGGCCACGAAAAUACACACCACACAGUGCCGCGGUCCGUCCGAUUAUUCCGACUCGGAUUCGGAUUCCACGGCAUCGGGUGGUGCCCUCGCAUGGGUGUGAGGCGAGAUGGUGCGGCGCGAGAGGAUGGGGUGAGGGUCCAAGAUUCCACAACCGGGGGGGGGCACGAACUUAUAGACCAGCAAUAUAAUACAGUACAUAGAAUUCAUCGAUAUACAGCGAAUCAUCAAAGACUAAGGAAUUARGCAAUAGAAAGUUUACAAAUUC
Messenger RNA from Pseudo-nitzschia multistriata, 1936 nucleotides. The record is from the annotation of a GenBank genome assembly. NCBI's taxonomy places the organism in Eukaryota, Bacillariophyta, Bacillariophyceae, Bacillariales, Bacillariaceae.